CAACAACAAAGUGUCCAACCGCCUCAAACAAGGUCAACAGAUCAACCAACUCGACAACUGAAUUUACUCCCACCUUCAAAAUACUCACAAACACCUCAAAAACAACAUCUAACAACUGGAAGCCCAGUUAACACUACUCAGCCACAAAACCUCUUUGACAUUAUGGAUCAGAACGACCAAAAGGCUCAACAACCAAAAUCAAAUGCGGUGUUUGGAGCGAAUACUGUGAAACCACAAGUUAGUUCGGCUCAGAUAUUCGAUAAUUUGGCUAUACCAGCCCCACAAGGAAACAGAGGUGGAAAUACUUAUGACUUCUCUUCACAGAAAAAGGUCGAUUUUAUGCAAUUCUACACACAACCACAACAACAAACCCUUCAACAACCCGCUCAGCAAUAUUAUCAACAACCAUACCAACAACAAUACCAACAGCAACAACAACCAAUGUUCCAGACACCACAAAGAGACUAUUCCUCGAUUGGGAAGUAUUACGUUUAA
Molecule: messenger RNA, 495 nt
Organism: Entamoeba invadens IP1
Lineage: Eukaryota; Evosea; Mastigamoebida; Endamoebidae
Exons: 1
Source: RefSeq, a predicted model, not a curated record